GUCUCCGUGGCCCUAUUACCUUAUUUAUUGGUCGGAAUUAAUCGCUCAUAUUUAGCAUUUUUAUUUCAUCAGCUGGAAAAACAGGAUUCUUUCAUUAAAAUCGACGAGGAAGACAAAUCUUGGAUAGGUAGGUGAAAUUAAAAUCAUCAGUUAAUAAAGUUGCAUAACUCGUAUAUUUACGGCGACUGUGGCAUUUGAUUUUUCAAUUUUUUCAAAUCAAAUCGUUCGUUUUCAUGACUUGCUUUCAGCUAGUUUCAUUAGUUUACUGAGUCCGUUUGGAUGUAUAAUAUCUGGCUUAUUUAUGGAUAUAUUGGGAAGGAAAUUAUUCAUUCAAAUUAUAUUUGUUCCUUUUAUAUUAUCAUGGCUGCUGAUCACUUUUGCAAAAAGUGUUUCAAUGAUAUACGCUGAGAUAAUGAUUCAAGGCAUUAGUGGAGGAAUGUCUUUCUGCGUGGCUACUUACAUCGCUGAAAUUUGCAUUCCACAUCACAGAGGAGCUUUACUCUCUGUUAUUGAAAUAAUGUACAGUCUUGGAAUACUGCUAUCAAACAUUUUGAUGUAUUAUUUCAAAUGGAAUUUAGUAGCCGCAUUUUUCGUAGCUAUAUCAGUAUUUGGAUUACUGAUGACUGUAUUAUUACCAGAAUCUCCGGUUUGGUUGUAUUCGAAAGGAAAACACGAUAAAUCGAUCGCGGUAUUACGCGAUCUUAGGUGCAAAGAACUUCACGAAUUGGACCCUGAAAUACGUCAGAUGGAAAUAUCGUGUUCCCAGACAUUCAAAACCUGUUCCAAAGAAACGUUUAGAAAUUGUCUCAAAGCUUGGAAACCAUUCGUAAUUUUAUCAACGAUGUUUAUAAUACUUCUAAGUACAGGAUAUCCUAUUAUGCUAGCUUUUACAGUAACCAUCGUCGAUCGUCUAAAUAUUCCUUAUGAAAGUUCCACAAUUGCUGUUUUAUUCGCAGUCAGCAUUUUUACCGGGAGCCUAACAACUCCUUAUUUUAUGCAUACGUUUGGUAGGAAAAUGGUAUUAGCCAUAUCGGGUCUAGGUAUGGCUGUCUCAAUGGUGAUCGUAGCUUUAUAUGAGGAAUUGGCUCAAGAUAAUUCUUGGUCAUGUAUUGUACCUCUGGCCUUAUUCGUGUACAUUUUUGCUUGUAUUAUUGGUGUUUUACCAGUUGGUUUUGUAAUGGGUGGAGAAUUGUUUCCCUUAGAAGUACGAGGUGUUAUGAAUGGUUUGUAUGGGGCGGCAGGAUAUGUAUAUUCGUCCGCUAUGAUGAAAGCUUAUCCGCGUUUUUCAUCACUUUUGGGAAUUAAAUCCAUUUUAUGGAUGUUUGCUGGGUUUAGUUUAUUAGCAGCUUUGUUUGGAAUUUUCAUACUGCCUGAAACAAAAGGGAAAUCUUUGAAUGAGGUACAGGAAAAGUAUUUCAAGAAAAACAAAAAAAGUGACGUAGAAUCCGCCUGACAAAUGUGUGAAAAAAAUUUAUCGAACUUGGAGAGAUAGGAACAGAGAAUGAAAUAAAAUGAAUAGAAUAGGUACAUUUUGUGAACUACGCACCUACCUACGAUCUAAUUUUGUAUGAAAAUUAAAAAAUGAUUGUAUUAUUUUUUUUCAUACAAUUCUUAGUAAGCCUUAUCUACCUACU
Messenger RNA from Planococcus citri (citrus mealybug), 1634 nucleotides. Its product is annotated as facilitated trehalose transporter Tret1-like. The record is from RefSeq and is a predicted model, not a curated record. NCBI's taxonomy places the organism in Eukaryota, Metazoa, Arthropoda, Insecta, Hemiptera, Pseudococcidae. The coding region runs from base 302 to 1453 and encodes 383 amino acids. Gene Ontology annotation, biological process: transmembrane transport. Gene Ontology annotation, cellular component: membrane. The transcript has 2 exons. Gene Ontology annotation, molecular function: transmembrane transporter activity.